Jaminaea rosea is the source of this 670-nucleotide messenger RNA. RefSeq names its product putative RPS11B-ribosomal protein S11B. NCBI's taxonomy places the organism in Eukaryota, Fungi, Basidiomycota, Exobasidiomycetes, Microstromatales. The record is from RefSeq and is a predicted model, not a curated record. Gene Ontology annotation, biological process: translation. Gene Ontology annotation, molecular function: structural constituent of ribosome. Gene Ontology annotation, cellular component: cytosolic small ribosomal subunit; ribosome. The transcript has 4 exons. The coding region runs from base 10 to 492 and encodes 160 amino acids.
UCCAUCAUCAUGAGCGGCCAAGUCGAGCUUACCGUCCAGUCUGAGAAGGCGUACCAGAAGCAGCCCAUCUUCCUCAACGCCAAGGCCCUCCGCAAGGCCACCCGCGAGAGGCGUUGGUACAAGGAUGUCGGUCUCGGCAUCAAGACCCCCUCUGCUGCCAUCAACGGCAACUACGUCGACAAGAAGUGCCCCUGGACCGGAAACGUUGCCAUCCGUGGUCGUAUCUUGACGGGAAGGGUUAUCUCGACGAAGAUGACUCGUACCAUUGUGAUCCGCCGAGAGUACCUGCACUUUGUGCCGAAGUACAACCGUUACGAGCGCCGCCACAAGAACCUCGUCGCCCACUGCUCGCCGGCUUUCCGUGUUUCCGUUGGAGAUGAGGUCACUGUUGGCCAAUGCCGUCCCCUCUCCAAGACGAUCCGCUUCAACGUCAUUGACCACCAGGUCAACAAGCGUGCCGAGAAGGCCGCUAAGCAGUUCGGUCGCUUCUAGAUUGGCGGACCACCGUAGCGGAUGACGGCGUCAUUCCAAUGGCGGGGCGUGGUAGCCACUGAGCGCAUGAGGGGCACGCCAACCCCUCUUCAUCGCCUCAGCGUUGAGGUCUCGCCUCGGCCACGUCAGCUUUGUAUUUUCUUCAUCUCUCACUCAAUCUCAGCGACCAUCGACUACC